AUGGCAACAGCCGCAACACUUACGACUGUCGACCUUUCAAUAACUACAUACCCCGAUGGCGGUCUCCAAGCAUGGCUCGUCGUCCUGGGCUCUUGGGCCUGCAUGAUCCCUUCCAUGGGACUUCUCAACACCAUGGCUGUGUUGCAAGCGAGAUUUUCAGAGAAUGAGCUGCGAAACCUGCCAGAAUCAACAAUUGGCUGGAUUCUAAGCAGCUAUGCCUUUUUCCUAUACUUUUGCGGAGCGCAAGUCGGUCCCAUCUUCGACGCAUAUGAUGUGAAGUAUCUGGUAAUCCCAGGGAAUAUCGGCAUUGUCAUUUCCAUGAUGCUGCUUGGGCUAUGCAAAGAAUUCUACCAAUUCUUCCUCUGCUUCGGCCUCCUCGGCGGCGCCUCAGCCUCCCUGCUCUUCAAUCCCGCCAUCGCCAUCAUCGGCCACUACUUCGACAAACGCCGUGCUCUCGCCACAGGAAUUGCCUGCACUGCCGGUGGUCUUGGAGGUAUCAUGUUCCCCCUCAUCGUCCUUUACCUCACCCCUCAGAUUGGCUUCGCCUGGGCUACCCGAAUCAUCGCCUUUAUCUGCCUUGCUAUGGGAUGCAUCUCCGUCUGCCUCAUGAAGAAGCGGCUCCCUCAUAAUAAGAAUACUAGCAUUCGUCCCGGUAGUGCCAUUGAUUUCAAGGCCCUUCGCGACCCCAAGUAUGCUCUCACAACCCUUGCCGUCUUCCUUGUUGAGUUCGCUGUCUUCAUCCCCUACACUUACAUCUCCUCUUAUGCCAUCCACGCCGGCAUGCCCACUCAACGAGCAUACCUCCUCAACGCUCUCGUCAACGUUGGUGCAAUCCCUGGCCGUGCUUUGCCAGGCUAUGCUGCCGACCGUUUCGGUGCCUUUAAUGUUCUUGCUCUCACAUCCACCACAUGUGCGGCCCUGAUCUUCGCUCUUUGGUACACAGCAGGCACCAAUGAGGCUGCCAUCUACUCCUUUACCGUGUUGUAUGGUUUCUGGUCUGGUGCUGCGAUUAGUAUUACACCAGUUUGCAUCAGCAGAGUGUGCAAUAUUGAAGACAUUGGCAAGCGGACUGGCACAGCCUUUUUCAUCGCAAGCUUCGGUGUGCUCAUUGGCCUUCCCAUUGCGGGCGCCAUCUUGAAGGCUGACGGUGGCUCCUAUAACGGAGUCAUUGUAUUUGCAGGUGUUUUCUACGCGGCAACUGUUGUUACCCUUUACUUUGCUCGUGGUGUGGCUGCUGGUUGGGGACUCAAAGUCCUCUUCUAA
Messenger RNA from Trichoderma virens Gv29-8, 1263 nucleotides. RefSeq lists its product as uncharacterized. NCBI's taxonomy places the organism in Eukaryota, Fungi, Ascomycota, Sordariomycetes, Hypocreales, Hypocreaceae. Gene Ontology annotation, cellular component: fungal-type vacuole membrane. Gene Ontology annotation, molecular function: transmembrane transporter activity. The transcript has 4 exons. The coding region runs from base 1 to 1263 and encodes 420 amino acids. Gene Ontology annotation, biological process: transmembrane transport. The record is from RefSeq and is a predicted model, not a curated record.